Bradysia coprophila is the source of this 4037-nucleotide messenger RNA. It is a transcript of the gene Klp98A, whose product is annotated as kinesin-like protein 98A. Gene Ontology annotation, biological process: microtubule-based movement. The record is from RefSeq and is a predicted model, not a curated record. Gene Ontology annotation, molecular function: microtubule binding; ATP binding; microtubule motor activity. NCBI's taxonomy places the organism in Eukaryota, Metazoa, Arthropoda, Insecta, Diptera, Sciaridae.
AGUCUCCGAUUAAACAGCAACAUGUUAAGACACAUUUCCAUUAGCGCACGAAAAAAUAAUUUUGUUCAAAUGACAGAAAAGUUUUUGUGAUUGUUAUUGUUUUAAUCUGCUGGCAGUAUUUUUUUUGAAUAUAAAAGAAUUUCAAUUGUAACGUUUAGCUUAAAAAUAAAUCAUAUUUAUUGUGCGUUGUUCGAAUUUCGUGUUGUUCGAUGAUGAGAACUCGUAGCGAAAAUAUACAAAACAAAGAUCCGAUUUUAGUGAGCAAGUAGAGAAGAAAAAUCGUAGUAAAAAAUCUAAAUGAAUUGUUGAUGUUGACAAAGGAAAGAUUCAGAUCUAUUUAUAAAUUUUGUUAUUAACCAUGGCAUCGUUGAAAGUAGCUGUAAGGGUGAGGCCGUUCAAUCAACGAGAAAUCGAUAUGGGGGCUAGUUUAAUUGUCGAAAUGGAUGGUAAGAAGACACGUCUGCAUAAACCGAAAUUAUCAUCACUUCGCGAUAAUGUACGGGACACCACAAAUGAUUUCACAUUCGACUACAGUUAUUGGUCAUACGAUCUGGCCGACAAACAUUAUACGACGCAGGAACAAGUGUACAAGGAUCUCGGAACAGAUGUGAUUAACUGUGCCUUUCAAGGUUAUAAUGCCUGCGUUUUCGCAUACGGACAAACAGGUAGCGGUAAAACUUAUACAAUGAUGGGCUCUGAAAAUGAAUUGGGCCUGAUACCGAGGAUAUGUGAAGAAUUGUUCAAUCGAAUGAAAUUGGGCCAAGAGAGCGGUACCGGUUACAAGACAUGUGUCAGCUACUUAGAAAUAUACAAUGAACGGGUGAAAGAUCUUCUGGGAUCGGACAAUACCGGUCAUGGACUGCGUGUACGCGAACAUCGAACCACCGGUCCGUAUGUGGAGGAUUUGUCACAGCAUCCGGUUUCAGAUUAUGAAGAGAUACUGGAGUGUAUCGGUCAAGGCAACGUUCUGCGUACAACAGCGUCAACCAAUAUGAAUGACACAAGUAGCCGAAGUCAUGCUAUAUUCACUAUUACAUUCGUUCAGGCAGGAUUCUUGGAUGACAUGCCCAGUGAAACGGUUUCGAAAAUUCAUUUGGUGGAUCUGGCUGGCAGUGAACGGGCGAAUGCAACUGGCGCCACUGGUCAGCGUCUGAAGGAAGGAGCUCACAUCAAUAAGUCUUUAGUGACGUUGGGUAGUGUAAUAUCGGCAUUGGCAGAUCAAACGAAUCCAACUCAAUCGAAGAAGGUCAUGUACAUUCCAUACCGUGAUUCUGUGUUAACGUGGUUGUUAAAAGACAGUCUGGGCGGCAAUAGUAAGACCAUUAUGAUUGCUGCAUUGUCACCGGCAGACUGUAAUUACGGCGAAACAUUGAGUACUCUUCGUUAUGCUAACCGCGCCAAAAAUAUCAUCAACAAACCAACAAUCAAUGAAGACUCUAACGUGAAAUUGAUUCGUGAGUUGCGCGAGGAGAUCAUGAAAUUGAAGGGAAUGAUCAAUGGUGAAAAGGGUACCUUGAAGCUGGAAAUGUCGAGCAAAGUUCUGGAGGAUUUGCUGAAGAAGGAAGCACAAGAAAAAGUUUUAACCGAAGAAUGGACGGAAAAAUGGCGCGAAGCACAAACGAUAUUACGGGAACAAAAGGCAUUAGGACUACGAAAAUCAGGCGUCGGUGUUGUACUCGACAGUGAAGUUCCGCACUUGAUUGGAAUUCAUGAUGAUGUGAGCACUGGCGUCACGUUGUACAGCUUAAAGGAUGGCGAAACUUACAUCGGCACCGACGAUUCCGAUCUGUGUCCGGACAUUGUGCUGAACGGUUCGGGAAUUCAAUCCAACCACUGCAGUAUUCGAUUGGAGAACGGACUGGCAACCAUUUAUCCGAAUUUGAAUGCUCAGUGCUGGCUGAACGCCAAUUUAAUCGACGAACCGUCAAGAAUUAGCCAAGGUGACAUUUUGCUGCUGGGCAGAACGAACAUGUUUCGGUACAACAAUCCGGCCGAGGCAGCCAAAUUGCGAAAGGAAGGCAGUCGGUCGAGAUUGGAUUUGUCGAGAUUGUCGUUAAUAGCUGCGUCCAGGGAAAAUUUGACCAGCAGCAUGUACUGUUACAGUGACGAUGAAAUUGCAUUUGCUUAUCCAAUGAAGCGUGGCCCGUCCGAACUUCAACUUUCCAGAGAAUAUCCUGAAGUUCAGGAGGAAAACAAGAAAAUUUUACAGACAAUCGAAAAUGCUCUGAAGCAAUUGAACUUGGAAAAGAUUCAUAUGAACGAGCAAUAUCGCAACAAGGUGCAACGGAUCUCCGAGGAAUUAGUGCAACUCGAACAAACACAAUGUGAUAAAAUGGCAAUUAUAAACUGUCGGGAACGGGAAUUAAUUGCUAAAAAGGAAAUGAUACUAUGGGAAAAAGGCAAUGUCAAUACUCAAAUUGAAAUAGAAAGUAAACAGAUAUCAGCGUUACAAACGCAAUUAGAUGCCAAGAAAAGAGACUUUUAUGAUUUCGUAGCUAGAGAAGUGCAGAGACUGCUAAAUUGCGGAAAAUUGAAUGAGGUUGAAGUAGACUUAAUUGAACAUAUUAUGGAAUCGGACGAGAUAAAUGACAAAUAUCUGGACGUCUUUCAUAACCAAUACAUUCAGGAUACAAUUGUAAAAAGUAAAGAAGAAAUUAAAAAUUUGGAACGAGAUGUGCGCAGCAAAGAAACCGUUUUGGAGGAUAAUUCGUUAAAACUGGAUGGCCUACACAAAGACUUGGUGGAGAUUGGUCAUAACCAGGAGAACUUAAUUAUUCAACGAACUGCAUUAGAAUACGAAGCAAUUAAAAUGCGAAAGCAGUCCCUCAGCCUAAACAUCCAACCAGUAGCGACUGCAAGUGAAAAUCAGUUCACGAACACUCUCGAAACAUACGACACGUUCCACACCGCCACAUCGGAAUGUUCGACGACAUUCUCAACGCCUUCCGGUAUGCAUCAAACGUCUCCAUCAGUCACAACCACCGAUCUGCAACACUCCCAGUCGACGAUGAGCGACAGCGGUGUCAGCAUCGGCGACAAACUGAACCUGACCAAAUCAACGCCCAACUGUGUGAGCCGGUCCGAUGACGAAAAUUCGCUGAGUCUGUCGGGUGGCGAUAAUUUCUCGGCCGUCAUACCGCAACCGAUCUGUGCGAUACAUAAAUUGCGACAAAAAAUCGGCCAACAAAAGGCACAAAUUAUGAAGUAUUUGGAAAUGGAUUGUGACAAAAGUGUGCUAGACGAUCGGAUCGAAAAGCUGCAACAAUUGCAAAAGGAGUAUUUCAAGUUGGAGAACGCUUACCGCACCGAAACCACAUCGCCCUAUGAACAUGAAUGCUGUCUGUCGGAUGGUGAAUUCGGCGGCUUAGACUUACAGAGCAACGACGACAGACUCAGCAUUCUGUCGCCGGAUGUACAAAAUGAUGGCAUGACCAGAUCGAUGCCGUCUAUUGGAAAUUACAAUGACUCCGAAUAUUCCAUUAGUAUUCCCAGUUACAUUGUACGAGGAGCCGGCAAACAAACGCACUACGAGUAUGAGAUAAGGAUCACCUUGCAGGAUGACAAAUGGACAUUGUUACGUCGAUACAGCAAGUUCCGAGAAUUGCAUCUCAAAAUGAAGGGUUCAUACGGCGAUAAGGUGGCUGCCAUUCCAUUUCCAAGCCGGGAAAUUUUUUCCCUCAACAGUAGCGAAUCGGUGGCACGGAAUCGUCGUCGUCAUUUGGAAGUCUAUUUGCGACGAUUGUUGAUUGUAUGUUCGAAAAUUCCCCAGUGUCCCAUAUACGAGGGAGCGAACGGAUUUGGGCUGUGCAAAACUACGCUAAUUGAAUUCUCCAGUUUCUUCAAGAAAGGCUUAUUCGAAAGUGGAAAGCAUGGCACCGGAUGAGAUAGACUGUAUUGGGCAUUGAUGGUUCCACUUUCAAUUAUAAUUUAUUAUUUUUACUAUUUAUGUUGACCAUUAGUGAUUAUGGAUAGUUAUGUUUCGGUUUACCAUUUAAGGAACAAAAUAAAUUAGAUAGAAAAACUUUUAUUAAUUGAAA